Molecule: messenger RNA, 852 nt
Organism: Striga hermonthica
Lineage: Eukaryota; Viridiplantae; Streptophyta; Magnoliopsida; Lamiales; Orobanchaceae
Source: the annotation of a GenBank genome assembly
AUGAAAGAGCUUGGAGAACUUAAGCAUUUUUUGGGACUUGAGCUAAAAGAAAUAAGCGACGGUCUUUUAUUGUGUGAGUCAAAAUAUGCUAAAGAUCUAUUGAGGAAAUAUGGCAUGAUUGACUGCAAGACUUUAUCGAUUCCAAUUGAAGCAAACGCCAAGAUAUGUGCUCAAGAUGGAAAAGACUUGGAGGAUGCAACUAUCUACAGACAGCUGGUCGGAAGCCUAAUCUACCUAACCCUAACACGGCCAAACAUUUCAUAUGCAGUGGGAAUUGCAAGUCGAUUCAUGGAGAAACCAAAGAAGCCACUCCUUGAGUUAGUCCGACGUAUACUAAGGUAUGUAAAAGGAUCUAUCGACUAUGGACUUUUCUAUCAAAGGAAUAAAGAUAUAGAAAUUGUUGGCUAUUACGACGCGGACUAUGCCGGAUGUGGUGAUACGAGAAGGUCCACUAUUGGGUAUGUGUUCAAGUUUGGGUCGGCUGCAAUAUCAUGGUAUAGCAAAAGACAACUGACAGUGUCCCUAUCAAUAGCAGAGGUCGAGUACCGAGCAGCAGCAAUGGCAGCUCAAGAAAAGGUGCUCAAAGGAGAGAUAGAGAUGAAGCACGUUGGUAAAAAAGUGAGCAAAGCUCCCAAGAUUCAAAGGCUGGUGACCCCACUGACUCUGCAGAGGAAGAGAGCUAGAAUUGCUGACAAGAAGAAGAGGAUAGCCAAGGCAAAGUCAGAAGCUGCCGAGUAUCAGAAGCUUCUUGCUAGUCGCUUGAAGGAACAAAGGGAAAGGCGUAGUGAGAGCUUGGCCAAGAGGAGGUCGAAACUUUCUGCAGCCUCUAAGCCGUCUGUUGCUGCUGCUUAA